Molecule: messenger RNA, 719 nt
Organism: Microcebus murinus (gray mouse lemur)
Lineage: Eukaryota; Metazoa; Chordata; Mammalia; Primates; Cheirogaleidae
Source: RefSeq, a predicted model, not a curated record
AUGGUGACGGCCUGGAGCAUGCUCAGGAGGCAGGUGGUGCAGAUGGAGAAGCCCUCAUUACCCUCUGCAGUAGAACAGAGCCUUACACUUGAUGUCAUUCUGAAAACGCAGGGACUCAAACAGCCCUGGAGAGAAAAACACCAUGGUGAGCAGCAUCAGUAUGUGGACGAGGGCCAAGUUACCGGUGAGCAGGUCUGGGGCUUCGAGCCCUGUGAUCUAGAAAGAGCGUGGCAAUCCAGCCUGCUAAGUAAGAUUACUGAUUAUUCUUUUAUCAAAAACGAUUAUCACCAAAGGACUCACUGUGGCAUAGACAUUGACCACCAGCCUCUGGACACCCAGCACGACGGGGCCGUAUGCCAGCAACACAAUCGAGCAGAAGGAGAUGACCAGGUCCACCCAGUACAUGACCACAAAGAAACUGACCAGGAGCAGGAUGAUCUGGGUGGCCCUUUUCUCCGGGCAGAUGCUCGGGGAGAGGGACACGUUGUGCAGGUGCUGGGAUCGCCUCUGAUGCCUGAACAAGAGAGUCACCAUGUACACACUCGAGAGCAGCAUGCCGCCUACGAAGGACACGUCUCUCAGUUGUAUCAGCAUGAAAAACAGGCUCCACCUGAGGUACCUUGCAGAGGAAAGUGAGCAGUAUUUAACAAUACUCAGCUCUUGGGUCUGGGUCACAUUAGAAGCAGCCACGGUAGAAAAGAGCAGGUUACUACAGAAGA